AUGCCCAUCUCUCAAUUAUUCUCCCUUGAGGGCAAAGUUGUCGUUAUCACCGGUGCUACAAAGGGCAUUGGCGAAGGCAUGGCCUCCGGUUUGGCUGAGGCUGGAGCUGAGAUUAUCUUGGUUCAUAGACCUUCAACAGAUCCACAGAGGGUCAUUGACAAGUUGCUUGGCCUCGGUGCUCAUAAGGUCCACCCAUUGGCAUACGAUUCUGAAGACAUUGCUGAAGUGGAUCAAGUGCUGAAGAAAUCUUUGGAGUUGUCCUCCACCGGUACUGUUGAUGUCCUCAUAAACAAUGCUGGUAUAGCAGAGAAGAACGCACCUGAGAAUCACACAGAUGAGCAGUGGGAAAGAGUUCUGAAGGUCAAUCUGGAGAGCCCUUUCAAACUGGCAAGAUCCUUUGGGAAAUACUGGCUUGAUAAUGGCAAAAGGGGUAAGAUCAUCAACACGGGUUCACUCUGGUCAUUCACUGGUGGUAUCGAUUACGUCUCGUAUACUGUUUCUAAAGGUGGGAUACACUCUCUUACUCAGGCAUUAUCUAACGAGUGGUCUUCCAAGGGCAUCACUGUUAACAGCAUCAUCCCAGGCUAUAUAGAUACAGAUAUGACGCAGCACAUCAUUCAAAACCCAGAGAAGAGCCAGAGAAUCUUGCAGAGAGUGCCAAUUGGUAAAUUCGGAGUACCUGAUGAUUUCAGAGGACCAGCAGUGUUCCUCGCAUCUGCUGCUUCCGAUUAUAUCACUGGUACCUUCAUCGCAGUAGAUGGUGGGUCCUUGUCGUAUUAGAGACCUCUAAAUUCCAGUGAAUAUCAACAGCAG
This is a messenger RNA of Williopsis jadinii, 813 nucleotides long. RefSeq names its product SDR family NAD(P)-dependent oxidoreductase. Gene Ontology annotation, molecular function: oxidoreductase activity, acting on the CH-OH group of donors, NAD or NADP as acceptor. The transcript has a single exon. Bases 1 to 780 code for a protein of 259 amino acids. The record is from RefSeq and is a predicted model, not a curated record. Lineage: Eukaryota; Fungi; Ascomycota; Saccharomycetes; Phaffomycetales; Wickerhamomycetaceae.